AUGGACAAUAACAUUCUACUAAAAACCGAUUCAUACAAAAUUUCACAUCAUCAACAAUAUCCACCUAAUACAACAACUGUUUUUGCUUAUUUGGAAAGUCGUGGUGGUGAUUAUCCUGAACAAGUCUUUUUUGGUUUACAAUACAUACUAAAAAAACAUUUAGUUGGACAAAUAGUAACAAAAGAAAGUCUUGAACAAGCAACUCAAUUUUGGAAAGAACAUUUUGAUUAUGAUAUUAUUGAUAAAAAAAUGUGGGAAUAUAUUAUUGAAAAACAUAACGGAUAUUUACCUAUACGUAUAAAAGCUGUACCGGAAGGAACAGUAGUACCAACUAAAAAUGUUCUUAUGACAAUCGAAAAUACAGAUCCAAAAUGUGCAUCAUUAACAACAUUUUUAGAAACAAUAUUACUCCAAGUUUGGUAUCCAAUAACCAUUGCUACUAAUUCUAGAGAAAUAAAAAAAAUUCUAUUAAAAGGAUCUAAACGAACAGGUGAUCCGUCAUUAGUCAAAACACAAUUACACGAUUUUGGUUUUCGUGGUGUAUCAUCAUAUGAAACGUCAGCAAGUAAGUAA
This is a messenger RNA of Rotaria sp. Silwood2, 573 nucleotides long. NCBI's taxonomy places the organism in Eukaryota, Metazoa, Rotifera, Eurotatoria, Philodinida, Philodinidae. The record is from the annotation of a GenBank genome assembly.